GUGACCAUGAAGGCGGGGGAUGAGUUCACUUUCACGCUCGACACGGCGGUCUACCACGCCGGACCGGUGUCGUUGUACAUGAGCAAGGCGCCGGGCUUGGUCAAGGAUUAUGACGGGAGUGGGCAGUGGUUCAAGAUUUAUGAUUGGGGACCGAGGUUGGAUGGUUUAUUAAGGGAAUACCUAGUUUCGUACACUUCGAAUAUCCCAAGAUGCAUCCCCGACGGGGAGUACCUCCUCCGCAUCCAGCAGCUCGGUCUUCACAACCCGGGAGCGCCGCCGCAGUUUUACAUUAGCUGUGCGCAGGUCAAGGUCACGAAUGGGGGGAGUACGAACCCGAGUCCUACGGCGUUGAUUCCAGGGGCGUUCAAGAGUACUGAUCCGGGGUAUAAUGUUAACAUCUACAGCGGUAGCAUGGCCAACUAUCAGGUUCCUGGACCUGCGGUGGUAAGUCUUUUUGCCUUUGUUUCAUAG
Molecule: messenger RNA, 471 nt
Organism: Podospora anserina S mat+
Lineage: Eukaryota; Fungi; Ascomycota; Sordariomycetes; Sordariales; Podosporaceae
Exons: 3
Source: RefSeq, a predicted model, not a curated record